GUGCUGCUACUCCGCGACCAGGCCACGCUCUUCGUGUGCGGCUCCAACGCCUUCAACCCGGUGUGCGCCAACUACAGCACAGACACGCUGCGGCCGAUCGGGGACACCAUCAGCGGCAUGGCCCGCUGCCCCUACGACCCCAAGCACGCCAACGUCGCCCUGUUCUCAGACGGGAUGCUCUUCACAGCCACUGUCACCGACUUCCUAGCCAUCGACGCUGUCAUCUACCGCAGCCUCGGGGACCGGCCCACCCUGCGCACCGUGAAACACGACUCCAAGUGGUUCAAAGAGCCCUAUUUCGUCCACGCCGUGGAGUGGGGCAGCCAUGUCUAUUUCUUCUUCCGGGAGAUCGCCAUGGAGUUUAACUACUUGGAGAAGGUGGUGGUGUCCCGCGUGGGCCGCGUGUGCAAGAACGACGUGGGCGGCUCGCCCCGCGUGCUGGAGAAGCAGUGGACGUCCUUCCUGAAGGCCCGGCUCAACUGCUCCGUUCCCGGGGACUCCCACUUCUACUUCAACGUGCUGCAGGCCCUCACGGGCGUGGUCAGCCUGGGGGGCCGGCCCGUGGUCCUCGCUGUCUUCUCCACGCCCAGCAACAGCCUCAAGUUCCUGGUGCGCCCCAACGCCAGUGCCGCGGGGGCCGCUGGGCCCAGCGUCUUCCUGGAGGAGUUUGAGGCCUACCGGCCGGACAGGUGUGGAUGGCCUGGCGGUGAGACAGGGCCACGGAUGCUGAGUCUGGAGCUGGACGCGGCCUCCGGGGCCCUGCUGGCGGCUUUUCCUCGCUGCGUGGUCCGGGUGCCCGUGGCCCGCUGCCAGCAGUACUCGGGCUGCAUGAAGAGCUGCAUCGGCAGUCAGGACCCCUACUGCGGGUGGGCCCCUGACGGCACGUGCAUCUUCCUCAGCCCGGGCACCAG
Carlito syrichta (Philippine tarsier) is the source of this 911-nucleotide messenger RNA. Its product is annotated as semaphorin-6B. The transcript is spliced from 8 exons. The record is from RefSeq and is a predicted model, not a curated record. Gene Ontology annotation, molecular function: chemorepellent activity; semaphorin receptor binding. The annotation marks the transcript as partial. NCBI's taxonomy places the organism in Eukaryota, Metazoa, Chordata, Mammalia, Primates, Tarsiidae. Gene Ontology annotation, biological process: axon guidance; neural crest cell migration; negative chemotaxis.